UGGGCGCCAUGGUUGCCUCUGCUAUCCGGAUGCGCACCCCCAGCGCCAUGUUCCUGUCCAAAGGCGCCCUCUCCCUGAGGAGGCCGCAGACUGUUCACAGAUUCAAGGAUGUUGCUCAAUCUCAAUUGCCUUCCCUUUCCGCCCUUUCCCGUUUUUACGCCUCUAAGUCCUUCCCUCCUCACACCAUCAUCAGCAUGCCGGCUCUGUCGCCGACCAUGAACGCCGGAAACAUUGGAGCCUGGCAAAAGCAGGCCGGUGAUGCCCUGCAACCCGGUGAUGUUCUGGUUGAGAUUGAGACCGAUAAGGCCCAGAUGGACUUUGAGUUCCAGGAGGAGGGUGUUCUGGCCAAGGUUCUCAAGGAGACUGGCGAGAAGGAUGUCUCCGUCGGCUCCCCUAUCGCCGUCUUGGUUGAGGAGGGUGUCGACGUUGCCGCUUUUGAGGCCUUCAGCCUGGCUGAUGCUGGCGGUGAGAAGGCUGCCCCUGCCGCUGAGGAGAAGCAGGAAUCUAAGGGAGCUGCUGAUGCUGCUGCCCCGGCCACUUCCGAGCCUGCUCCUGCUGCUGUGGAGCCUGAGACUUCGGGUGAGAAGCUCCAGCCCAGUCUGGACCGUGAGCCUCUUAUCAACCCUGCUGCUAAGGCUCUGGCUUUGGAGAAGGGUGUGUCAAUCAAGGGUCUUAAGGGUACCGGACGUGGUGGCCAGAUCACCAAGGAGGACGUCGAGAAGUACAAGCCCGCUGCUACUGCCGCGGCUGCUGCCCCGACCUACGAGGACAUCCCUCUUACUUCCAUGCGCAAGACCAUUGCUAGCCGCCUUCAGCAGUCCACGAGGGAGAACCCCCACUUCUACGUCUCCACCACCUUGUCUGUGACCAAGCUCCUCAAGCUUCGUCAGGCUCUCAACGCUUCCUCCGAGGGCAAGUACAAGCUUUCCGUCAACGACUUCCUCGUCAAGGCCUGCGCCGCGGCCCUCAUGAAGGUCCCUGCCGUCAACUCCAGCUGGCACGAGGAGAACGGUCAGACCGUGAUCCGUCAGCACAACACUGUCGACAUUAGCGUCGCCGUCUCCACCCCCAAUGGCCUCAUCACCCCCAUUGUCAAGGGCGUUGAGGGCCGUGGUCUGUCCAGCAUCUCCAACCAGAUCAAGGAUCUGGGUAAGCGCGCUCGCGACAACAAGCUCAAGCCCGAGGAGUACCAGGGUGGCACUUUCACCAUCAGCAACAUGGGCAUGAACCCUGCUGUUGAGCGCUUUGCUGCCGUCAUCAACCCCCCUCAGGCCGGUAUCCUGGCUGUUGGCACCAUCCGCAAGGUCGCCGUCCCCGUUGAGACUGAGGAGGGUACCUCCGUCGAGUGGGAUGACCAGAUCAUCGUUACUGGCAGCUUCGACCACCGUGUCGUUGAUGGUAUUGUUGGUGCUGAGUGGAUCAAGGAGCUGAAGAAGGUUGUCGACAGCCCCCUGGAGCUUCUUCUCCGUGCUCCUGACGUUGGUGGAGUGUACCGAGACGAGUCCGAGAGCACCGCUUCCCUCGUUGACGUUGAUUCGCCGCAUGUCCAGGCCGUGGAUUCCGAGUUCCUAAAGCAGGAGGUCCAGACCACCACACAGGCUGAGCGGAUAGAGCGCGAAGAACAAGAGCAGGAGUCCUACGAAGAACGGAAAGCAAAGGCUAAGGCCAAAGCCAAAGCCAAGGCGAAGGCUGAGUCGGUCCGUAGCAACGCGCACAACCCUGUUUACAUUGCAAAUGCUCUGAUUCUGGGCCUGGCCGGCGCGGGCUUGGGAUAUGGGGCAUACAGAAAGCACGCUGCUGGGCAGCUGUCAUGGGAACUGGUUGGAUGGUGCUCUGGCGCCGUUGGAGCCUUUGGUGCCGUCGACUACUUUGUUAGCAAAAACCGUCAAAUCGCCGCAUCGCUCGCAUCGCUAUCGCGGACCAUCGACGACUACUCUGCACUGUCCAAGAAAGAGCUGAUUCCGGAGAAACAAGAGAAGGCGUUUGAGCGAGUCAAGAAUUUCCGGACCGAGCUUGCAGAUUACCGGGUACAUUUUGAUCAAUUACGGAAAGAAAGAGAGGAUGCUCAAUCCGUCACCAAUCGCAAUGAGCUCCUCGGUCGACGCCCGCAUCACACAGCUACUCCCGAGAACCCGUACGCCCAAUCGUCCCUCCCGCAGUCGUCUGCCUUUGGCAAUCCUUCGUCACGAUCGGGACUCAGCUUUGGAGCUUCGCCGGCCGACUACACUCGGGAAACGCAUGCGCUUCGCGAACAGAGCUUCCUAGCGAGUACCAACACCCAGCUAGAUGAAUUCCUGGACCGGGGACGUGCCGUGCUUGCGGAUUUGGGUCAACAGCGCGAGGUGCUUAAGGGCACGCAGCGUCGACUCUACAGCGUCGCGAACACGCUGGGUGUAAGCGGGGAGACAAUUCGCAAGGUCGAGCGUCGGGCCAAGCAGGACAAAUGGAUCUUCUUGGGGGGAGUGAUAGUGUUCUUCUUGUUCUGUUGGGCGGUGUUGCACUACCUGCGAUGAUGGAGGUGUAUGUUUUGUUUGCUAGGCUUAUUGUGUUUGGUGCUUGGGUUGUCUUACAAGCGCAGGCGUUCGGAGCGCAUUGGCAGAUAUCUUCUUGCUCACUAAGUAAAUAUGUAUGUAUGGGUGUGGUGGUGGCUAUUAUUUAGUUCC
Molecule: messenger RNA, 2663 nt
Organism: Aspergillus ibericus CBS 121593
Lineage: Eukaryota; Fungi; Ascomycota; Eurotiomycetes; Eurotiales; Aspergillaceae
Product: dihydrolipoamide acetyltransferase component of pyruvate dehydrogenase
Exons: 8
Coding region: 9-2513 (834 amino acids)
Biological process (GO): pyruvate decarboxylation to acetyl-CoA
Cellular component (GO): pyruvate dehydrogenase complex
Molecular function (GO): dihydrolipoyllysine-residue acetyltransferase activity
Source: RefSeq, a predicted model, not a curated record